Messenger RNA from Conger conger (European conger), 2866 nucleotides. RefSeq names its product chromobox protein homolog 2-like. Gene Ontology annotation, cellular component: heterochromatin; PRC1 complex. NCBI's taxonomy places the organism in Eukaryota, Metazoa, Chordata, Actinopteri, Anguilliformes, Congridae. The coding region runs from base 150 to 1757 and encodes 535 amino acids. Gene Ontology annotation, biological process: negative regulation of transcription by RNA polymerase II. The transcript is spliced from 5 exons. The record is from RefSeq and is a predicted model, not a curated record.
UAAAGAAGAACGGGUCGGAUAAAGGAAAAUGGAUGAAAUGCAACAUUUUAUUUAAAUGACGUACCUUUAGCAAAAGGUAAAUUCGAAGGAAUACAUUUAGUGUUUCCUUGUCCAUCCUGUUUCAUGAAAAUAUAAUACAAGCAGAUGCGAUGAGUGCUGUCGGGGGACAGGUUUUUGACGCGGAAUGCAUCCUCAGCAAACGACCAAAAAAGGGAAAAUUCGAGUAUCUGGUGAAAUGGAGAGGGUGGUCAUCAAAACAUAAUAGCUGGGAGCCUGAGGAAAACAUCCUUGAUUCACGACUACUGGCCGCAUUUCAUAAGAGUGAACAGGAAAAGGAAAUUCUUUUACAGAAGCAUGGCAAAAGACCAAGAGGGCGGCCACGAAAAAUCCCGGAAUUGGUUCCAGCUGCAACAAAAUCAAGCAGAUCUUCAUCAUCUAACUCUUCCUCAUCUUCCUCAGCCUCCUCUGAUGAUGAUAUUAUCCGUGCCAAAAAGGUGAAGCCAGGCUCUCGAACAUGUGAGUCUCACCCUCUUCCGCAGAAGAAAGCACAGACUGUGGUGGCCAGGGAGAAGCCAGUAAAGAAAAAACAUUGGAGGAAAGCACUGCCUCCAGAGCUGAACGCAUGCAAACAGAGCAAGAGAGAUAAACAUUUCUUGAAAACCCCUUCUAAAGCUUUGACCAGGGAAGCCAAGCCUGCCACCAAAAAGCCACUACAACCAGCCAGCUUCACCUACCCAGGCAUGAGCCGGAACUCCAGGGAGCAUCUGGGUGUGCUGGGUAGUGGGUCCUUCACACACGGUGGCAUUGGUAAAAGCUGCUUGAACCCCACAGAGUCCACCCACAGCAUGACCACAACCAUCUCUUCCCUCAACAGAUUUGCUCAGAGCAGGAACACCUCAGACUUCAAGCUCUCAAUCUCUGACAUCAGCAGCAGUGCAGGACUGGACUUGAAGCAGAACACUGCAUCAAAAUCCCUUGGAGUAGCAGCACUUAAUUUAUACAAUUCUCAACAGAGUAGCUGCAGCAUUGGGCAGGGCCAGGGCACUCCCCAGGCACCUGUAGGUUCUUUGAAUGGGCAACAGAAGCAUUCUGUUUCAGGGCAGACGCUCAUACAUCCGCUGUCCAAUAGUAAGCUGGCAGGCCUGUCCAGCACCAGCCAGGCCCACAGCCUGGAGGUUCUCAACCUUCAGUGUGUCAGCAAACCCACACAGGGCAGUUAUCCAGCAGGUAAGGGGUCUGCUGCAGAGUCAAACCUUCACAGCACUGCAAGACCUGCACAGAAUGCAGCAGUGGGCAAUGAUAACCAGACACACAACUUUGUGAAAAAUCUGUCCAUGAACAGCCAACCAGAAUCUGGCAUUCCCAAAGAAAGGGGCAAUGAGGGUACAGUAAGGGAGGCACUCUCUAAGAGGACAGGAAGGGUGGAGAGGGUUCAAGUGCAUAACAGCCCCUCUACACCUGGCAGGGCUGCUAAGGGUCCGGAAGAUACAGCAUUGUCCAAGGAUGGAAGCGAGCCAGAAAAGGUUCAGAGUCAAAUGAGCACUGGAGAGGAGGGGAAUAGCUCCGACUCAGACCGACCAGGCCCCUUCCACAAUGGGGGCCAGAGCAUGUUUGUAUCUGUACCAACAAAUCAGGACUGGAAGCCUACACGUAGCCUGAUUGAGCAUGUGUUUGUCACAGACAUCACUGCUAACUUGGUCACGGUGACCGUAAAGGAGUCCCUGACCAGCGUGGGCUUUUUUAACAUCCACCAGUAAUGAAACUGCAACUGCAUGCCUUGACCCUUUGUACUGAACUGAGCUGCUAUUCCUGGUCACAAAGGCAGGGACAUAGCCAACAUUGCAUAAAUCUGAAGGAAGUGCAGAAACGGUAGAUCUUUAUUGGUAUGUUGUCCAGUUCUAGUCCUGUUCUAACUUUUCCUCAGAACAUAGAACCAGUAAACUUGGUAUUAUUAGUAUUAAGAUGUAUUCUCUUUUAAUACUUAUUUUGGUGCUUUGUAAUCCUAGUACUGCUGCAUUCCUUCAUUUUAUAUACACCUAACAGUAAACUGUUAAUGUGAACUGGAUUUGUGAAAGAUGUGACUGUCCUGCAUAUUUAUCUUCUAUCAGUAUUCACAGUUGAGGACCAUUGAAGCAUCAGGAUUAUGCCAUUGGCACACUUGGUUUUAUAAUAGUAUUACAGAAGCACAAAUUUAAUGUUCAUCCUUUCAUAGACAUUGGUGUAAUUACCGAAGUAAAUGACAGAAUGAGCCUCAUCUCAGCGAUUGAAGAGAGGUUUUGUAUCAUACAGUGCAGUCUAAGUAUUUAGACUGUUACACAUUUGAUCUCGUUUUCGCUUUCUAGCACACAAACAGUUGAAGUAAAACAAUCAGUGUGGUUAAAAUUGAGAUUUUCCAGCUUUAAUUUGAGGUUUUUACAUUCAUAUUGGGUGACCUGUGUAGGAAUAACAGCCCAAAGCAUACAAAGCCCCCCCCCCCCUGGUUUUAGGGGACCAAAAGUAAUUGUACAAAUUAAAACAUUUAAAUCAAGUCAUCCUAAGAUUCAAUAUUUUGUUGCAAAUCCCAAAAAACUCCUUGGUUGCUUUGGCUAUAUGUUUUGGAUCAUUGUCGUGCUGCUUGAUGAAGUGUUGUCCAAUAGGUUUUGAUGCAUUUGCUUGGAUCUAAGCAGACAAUAUGUUAUUGUAUACUAUGGCAUUGACCCUGCUGCUGCCAUCAGCAGUGACCUCAUCAAUGAACACAAGUGAGCCAAUUUCAGUGGCAGCCAUACAUGCCCAUACCUUAACAAUGCCUCCGCCAUGUUUGACAAAUGAGGUGGUAUGCUCUGGGUCGUGAGCGGUUCUCUUCUAUUCUUUUUUUUUUUUUUUUUUU